UACGGUUCUCUCACUUUCUGGGUGCAACAUUUUUUUUUCUGUUUCUCCGAGAUUCCAUCGCAAAGUUUUGCAGCAGCAGUUUUGAUGUGUGAUUCAAUUGUUCAAUAUACGGUAAGAUUCGAGGUUCAUUUGGGGUGCCAUGUUGUAAUUAGUAAUUUGUUGUUGGCAUCAAUCUGAGAAUCCUGUCCUAUCUUUCAAAUAUUUACAUGUAUUCUCAUUUUUUUUUUAUGUUUAUUCUGUCAUAUCUGUGUCUUAGGGGCACUUGAUUAAGGCCAAAAUGGAUAGAGAAGGAAAAAAUAAACGAUCCUCUCCAUUGUACAAUUCGUCGACAUACCUGUUUAGUCUCAUUUGUCCACUCCUUUUUUCUGUAGUUUUUAUUUUUUGUUUAUUUUUAACUAACUAUGAAUUGUUGUGUACACGUCAAUGUUCAAAAGCUCAAUUCUAAUUGUCACAUGAAUAAUUGUUUUGGGAUUUGUCCAACCUGCUGAAUUAUUUAAUGAAUAUUAUACUUUCAGAGUCAAGAAUGUCUAAAGAAGUUAUUGCUACUCAAUCACCUACUCCUUUUGAGUAUGAGAUCUUGGAUAGUGAUGCUGAAGUCCUUAGAACUGUUAGAGCCUCAUCCAAUUGUGCUAAUCCAUGGAUUGAACCUGAAAGGUUGAAACUUAGACAUAGAAUUGGCCGAGGCCCCUUUGGUGAUGUCUGGCUAGCAACUCAUCAUCAGUCAACUGAAGAUUUUGAUGAGUACCAUGAAGUUGCUGCUAAGAUGUUGCAUCCAAUCAGAGAGGAUCAUGUGAAGAUUGUAUUAGAGAAGUUCAAUGAAUUGUAUUUUAAGUGCCAAGGAGUUGCUAGCGUUUCCUGGCUACAUGGAAUUUCAGUCUUAAAUGGGAGGAUAUGCAUCAUUAUGAAUUUGUGUGAGGGUUCAAUUGGUGACAAGAUGGCAGGACUCAAAGAAGGAAGGAUUUCAUUGAAUGAUGUCUUAAGGUAUGGAAUCAAUCUAGCUCAAGGUGUUCAGGAACUUCACUCUAAAGGCAGCUUCAUCCUGAACCUUAAACCUUUUAAUGUUCUUCUCAAUGAUAAUGAUCAAGCAAUUUUGGGAGAUGUUGGUAUUCCUAGCCUUUUGCUUGGCUCAUCAUUCCUGAGCUCAGACAUGGCUAAGAGGCUUGGAACUCCAAAUUACAUGGCUCCAGAGCAAUGGGAACCAGAGGUCAGAGGUCCUAUAUCCUUUGAAACAGAUUCUUGGGGAUUUGGGUGCACCAUUGUCGAAAUGUUGACUGGUAACCAACCUUGGUAUGGAUGUCCUGUUCGCAGAAUAUACCAGUCAGUUGUUGAAAAACAUGAAAAACCAAAUAUUCCAAGUGGCCUUCCUUCUUCAGUUGAGAAUAUCCUCAGUGGAUGCUUUGAGUAUGAUUUGAGGAAUCGCCCGUUAAUGGUAGAUAUUCUGAGUGUCUUUCAAAGUGCGCUGAAUGAACUAGUCAAUGAUGGAGAAUGGAGAUAUCAAGGAAAUGUGAAAGUUAUUCCAAAAUCAGUAAGCACUGGCUACACAGAGUGGUUCCUCUCAAAGGAUCAUCUUCAGGUGGGCGACAUGGUCCGAUCUAGAAAGCCUUCCAAUUCACGCAGACCCCAAAACAUGGGCAUCCCAGAAGGAACUGUUGUUGGUUUAGAGCGAAAUGCAGAUCACGGGUUCGCCCUUGUGAGGGUCCACGGCAUUCAUGACCCUUUUAGAAUUCAUAUGUCAACUCUUGAACGUGUCACAUUUGGCUUGGCAGCUGGUGAUUGGGUACGCCUGAGGGAUGAAAAUGAGAAGCACUCACCAGUGGGCAUUCUACACGCCGUCAAUCGCAACGGUAGAGUGGCUGUCGGAUUUCUCGGUCUGCAAACUCUGUGGAACGGAAACUCUUCUGAACUCGAAAUGGUGGAAUCGUACUGCAUUGGCCAGUUUGUCAGGCUCAAAGACAACCUUUCAAGUCCUCGAUUCGAAUGGCGUCGCAAAAGGGGAGGUGCCUCGGCUACUGGCAGGAUUUCAUGGAUUCUACCAAAUGGAUGCUUGGUUGUCAAGUUCCCAGGAAUGCUCCCUUUCGGCAAUGAACCAAGCACCUGCUUGGCCGAUUCCUCCGAGGUUGAAGUGGUUGAGUUCAAGACAUGUCCUGGGAUGAUAGAGAAGUAUCAACAUGUAGAGGAUCAUCACUGGGCAAUUAGACCUGUUGUAAUUGCAAUUGGUCUAUUCAGUAUUCUCAAACUAGGCAUAUCAGUUGGAAAGAAAGUGAGGAGGAACAACAAGGUCACUUCAAUAGAAAGUGAAUAUCUUGAUGGUCAAAACCAAAAUGCUGCCACCUCUUCUACAACUACAACUACAAGGAGAUCUUCGAAUUCAAGUGCUACAAUACCAGUUAGCACAAUGUGGGUUCCUGCAGUUGCUAAUAUGAUUUUUAAGGAAGGUGUUACCUCGUCCAAUGGUCGGUAGUUGUUUUUUUGUGUUUCUAUCUCAAAACAGUUACAUAAUAAUUAAACAUGGUUUAAAUUAAAUGGUAGGUACUAAUUAUACAUGAAUAUGCCAUCAGGGCUGACUCUGAAAGUUGACAUUAUACAUAUAUCCUUCACGGGAUUAGCUCUGUAAAUUAGUCUCCACCGAUGCUUUGCAGAAAUGAACACAAAUUUCGUUAUGUGGUUCCUGAAUCUUAGUAAAGAAUAGAAGGGUAGGAGUGAAAUGAGCAAUGAAUCAAGACACAUGUAUAUGUUGAUUCUUAAAGCAUUGUUUGAUAUCAGCUCUA
Glycine soja is the source of this 2768-nucleotide messenger RNA. Its product is annotated as MAP3K epsilon protein kinase 2-like. The coding region runs from base 497 to 2461 and encodes 654 amino acids. The record is from RefSeq and is a predicted model, not a curated record. Gene Ontology annotation, biological process: protein phosphorylation. NCBI's taxonomy places the organism in Eukaryota, Viridiplantae, Streptophyta, Magnoliopsida, Fabales, Fabaceae. The transcript is spliced from 5 exons. Gene Ontology annotation, molecular function: protein kinase activity; ATP binding.